This is a messenger RNA of Oncorhynchus mykiss (rainbow trout), 2048 nucleotides long. The record is from RefSeq and is a predicted model, not a curated record. Lineage: Eukaryota; Metazoa; Chordata; Actinopteri; Salmoniformes; Salmonidae.
UCAAACAGGAAGUUGUGUGCAUGUUUACGACGUUAUUUUCUUCUCAGCGACUUGCUUUUUUCAUCCCAAAAAGGCAUCUUUCCACCUUCAGUUUGCAAAAUGAAACAAAACUCAAAUGUUCCAGCUUUCCUCACCAAGCUUUGGACUCUUGUGGAGGAUUCUGAUACGAAUGAAUUUAUUUGUUGGAGUCAGGAGGGUAACAGUUUCCUCGUCAUGAACGAACAGCGAUUUGCCAAGGAGAUCCUUCCCAAGUUCUUCAAACACAACAACAUGGCUAGCUUUGUCAGACAGCUAAAUAUGUAUGGAUUUCGCAAAGUGAUGCACAUUGACACAGGCAUAGUGAAGCAAGAGCGUGAUGGACCAGUUGAAUUCCAGCAUCCUUACUUUAAACAUGGGCAGGAUGACUUGCUGGAAAACAUCAAAAGAAAGGUUUCUAAUGCAAGACCAGAGGAUACUAAGAUCAAACAGGAAGACCUGUCCAAUAUUUUGGCCAGUGUUCAGAAUGUUAAUGGAAAACAAGAAAGUCUUGAUUCCCGACUCAACACAUUGAAAAGAGAUAAUGAAGGUCUAUGGAGGGAAAUAUCAGACCUGAGACAGAAGCACUCCCAACAGCAGCAAAUCAUUAAGAAGUUGAUACAAUUCAUUGUCACAUUCGUACAGAAGAACCGGAUUAUGGGUUUAAAACGCAAACGACCUAUUCUACUGAACAACAAUGGAAAGAAGCCUAAAUACAUCCAUGAAAUCUACGAUGAACCUCCUCUGGAGCACAACAAACCCUCUGUCAGUGGUUUGAAGAACGCUGAUCUUACUGAUGAUGUUGUCAUCUGUGACGUAACUGACGACGAUGCAGAGAUCACAGAGGGCCCCUCAAUAAUGGAUCAAUCGGGGGAUGUAGAAAUUGUUGAGGUCUUCGACAGCAAUACUGUGUCACAGACAGAUGGCGCUGACAAUCCAGGCCAAACCAACUCUUUGGUAUUCGAACCAGAAGAGACCACCAUAAGCACAUAUGAUAGCCUUCCAACCAGCAGCGUCUUGCAACUCAACAAACCAUCAGGCCUGAGCCUGGAGGAUCCCAUGAAGAUGAUGGACUCAAUCCUCAAUGAGAGUGGAGCUAUUUCUCAGAAUAUCAACCUCCUCGGCAAGGUUGAGCUGAUGGACUACUUGGACAGCAUUGACUGCAGUUUGGAAGACUUUCAGGCUAUGUUGUACGGGAAGCAGUUCAGCAUUGAUCCAGAUAUUUUAGAGUUGUUCAGUUCAAAUUGCCCUGUGAACUUGCAAGAUUUCAGCAUCUGCACAGCUUAAGAGAGUGGUGGUUCCAAAGGAAAUGCAGGGCUGUUAUCCAAAGGAGGCAAGUCUGGCAUCUCUGCAGACAAGCAGCUGGUCCAGUACACGUCCUGCCCUCUGCUGGCCUUCCUGGAUGGCUGCACCCCUUUGGCCCCAGAGCCAGACAGCAGCAUAGCCACAGAGCUGGGAGACAGCCUGCUGCAGCCCAGCACUGAGGUACCCACAGACCUCCUGGAGCCAGAUGAGGAGCCUCCACGGAGCUCCCUGAUCCGCCUAGAGCCCCUGACUGAGGCAGAGGCCACGCUUUUCUACCUGUGCGAACUCAACCCAGAAGGGAGCACCACUGACUCGACACAGCUGGAUAUUUAACCAAGGAGCAGAAAAAAACUCAAUGAUUUACUGUAUUUAUUUCCUUGUAUCUUUUGGUACAUUUAGGUCAGAAGACAUUCCAUAAUGUAGCUGUUGAUAUGGUUUCUCCACUAUUUCCACUAGCAGUUGAAGGUAAACCCUGAUUAAAGAAAAGGCUGCAAUUUUGUUUCACUGUAUUAUUGAUUCCUGUAUUGAUAGGUCAAUGAUCACAUCAAUCUUUAAAUGAAAAAAACAAGUGCCUGCGCAUUUCCUUGUCCUAGAACUACAGUGCUCAGCAUUUCAAAUACUGCAGUCUGGUGUGUAUCUUAAGGUGUCGUGUUAUAAGACUGUGAUUUUGUGAGAUUCACUGUUAAGCUUCACAAUGACAUUCAAAUAAAGUGUAUUUUCAUUCUGAA